AUGCUGAGAAUAGCAAUAUUUCAAACUACUCGUUUCAAUAUCAUAACCAAUGCUGUCAGGAAUCUAGCUGCUCCCGUUGGAGGCAAAGUUGUUGGGGGUAAAAUUGAUAAGAGUUUUGUAUCAGACGAAGCUGAAAAGCUAGCUACUCACGCCUGUAUCAAUUUUUAUGUUCAAGGCGAAGAACCUGGACCUCCUAUUAAGCCAGAUUCAGAAUAUCCACAAUGGUUGUUUGAGCUAGAUUUGAGUUCUCCUAAGGAGUUAGAGGAUUUGGACCAAGAAAGAGACGGAUGGUUAUAUUGGAGAGCUCUUAGGAAGAGACAAAUAUCACAAAAUAGAAGGAUAGAAAAGUUAAAAUUGAGGUUCCUCUCAUUACAGAAAGAAUCGAAAGCCAAAUAG
Molecule: messenger RNA, 396 nt
Organism: Auanema sp. JU1783
Lineage: Eukaryota; Metazoa; Nematoda; Chromadorea; Rhabditida; Rhabditidae
Source: the annotation of a GenBank genome assembly